Molecule: messenger RNA, 1034 nt
Organism: Nylanderia fulva
Lineage: Eukaryota; Metazoa; Arthropoda; Insecta; Hymenoptera; Formicidae
Product: protein FRA10AC1 homolog
Biological process (GO): dephosphorylation
Molecular function (GO): phosphatase activity
Source: RefSeq, a predicted model, not a curated record
GCAUCAGCUGAUUAGAUCAGUCAGUGGUGGUGAUAUAUAUUAUAUAUAUAUAUCGGUAAUCACAGUGGCAUCAUCGAAAUUAGAAUUUUAGUUGUCAGUUAGUAUACAGUGCGAAAAAUAUUGAAAGAUUGCGUAGAAAAUAUAAAAAUUUAAGUACCAAAGUACCAAGAUGUUUCCGGCUUACGCACAUUUGUCAGCUUACGACAGACACAAGAAACUCAUAAACGAUUAUAUGACACUUUAUGGAAAAUCUACGUCGUUAUUGAAACGGGAUACGUCUCGGGACAAAACUGACUAUGAUGUUAUCAGAGAGAAUCACAAGUUUCUCUGGGACCAGGAAAAGGAUAUUCCAGACACAUGGGGUGCAAAAUUAGCUAAAAAAUAUUAUGAUAAAUUAUUCAAGGAAUAUUGCAUAUGCGAUCUCACAUAUUACAAACAUAAUAAGGUCGCUAUGAGAUGGAGAACUGAGAAGGAAGUAAUAACUGGAAAAGGACAAUUUGAAUGUGGUAGUAAAACGUGCAAUAACAAGGAAGAUUUGCGUUCCUGGGAACUUAAUUUUGGCUAUGUAGAACAUGGUGAAAAAAAGAACGCUUUAGUAAAAUUAAGGCUUUGUCCAGAAUGUUCGAUAAAACUUAAUUAUGGAUCUCAAAAACGUGAGGUGAAAAGGAAAAAAUCUUUGAAACGUUUGGGUACAAAUCUAGAAAGUAGUAGUGCUACGUCUGUUACACCCGAUAAUCGAGAAUCGGAGCAUAAAGCAGAGACAGAUCCUAGUUCAGUUGAAGCACAAAAUAAUACCGAAAACACUGAUACUGAUGAAUCAAAUAUUUGGAAAGAAAAGCCAACAGAAGACAUGGAAAAGACGAGAGAAAAAGAAUUUGAAAAGUAUUUGGAAGAUUUGUUCAUGUGAAUAUAAGGUUUUUUAAUUAUGUGAUUUUAUUGUAAAUGAAUAUCGAGGAAAAGUUUGUUAGAUUUGCGAUUUCUUGCUUGUAUGUAUAGCUAUCAGCAACAUAAAUAUAUUAUCAUUAAUUGUAAAA